Sporisorium graminicola is the source of this 2838-nucleotide messenger RNA. RefSeq lists its product as uncharacterized. Gene Ontology annotation, biological process: nucleosome assembly. Bases 1 to 2838 code for a protein of 945 amino acids. The record is from RefSeq and is a predicted model, not a curated record. NCBI's taxonomy places the organism in Eukaryota, Fungi, Basidiomycota, Ustilaginomycetes, Ustilaginales, Ustilaginaceae. Gene Ontology annotation, cellular component: nucleus; CAF-1 complex. The transcript has a single exon.
AUGGCUACCAACAGCCUCAAGCGCAAGGCGUCGGGCGCCGCAAAGUCGCAGUCCUCGCGUAACAAGGCUUCCUCCUCGAGCGACGUCGAGAACCGACCCAUAGCUUCAUCCGCAGAAGGCCCAAGCAACGCAAAAAGCAAUGAGUCGGUGAAAGCUGAUGCAACCCCGACCAAGACCACGUCACGAGCUUCGUCCUCGCCUUCGGCCCCAGCAGCAAAGAAAGCCAAGCUCAGCAGCAGCACACCCACCACUCCCUUUGUCGAACUCAAAAAUGGCAAACUCGUUCUCAAGCAGAAGGCUGUCAACUGGACCGGCACCAUGCCUGUCCUCAAGGCCGUCAUCACUUUCCAAGAGUUCCUCGACGUUCAGGACAAGUUCGACGAGAUCCCUGCCGAGCAUCUCCACGUCGUUGCUAAACUCGUGCAGGAGAGCGACAAGUCUCUGGUCGAACUCGCAAAGUCCAUCCGCAGCAGGCUCAUGCCCGAAGCCGAGCUUGGCUCGAGCGACUCCGAAGCUUCCGCGGCUUCGAGUUCCAAGAGCAAAUUAUCACUACCUUGCAUUCAGGCCGCCAUCAAUGCGGUCGCAGAGAGGAAAAAUUACGGCAUUGACAGCAGCGCGGUUCCUGGUCAUUCCCUCACGACCACUGCCGAUGACGCUCCUGCUGUUCCGGCUGCUCUCCAGCUGUGGCGAUGGGAAGUGACCGACCAGUCCAUGCUACCAGCCGAGUUCCUCGACAAGCUCUCCGAGCGCCGUAGCGACCGCGAAGCAGCUCGCGCACAGGCACAGCAACUCUUCAACAACCUCAAGCAAGAAGAGAGACAAGCCUUGCUCGACAAAUACACAAAGUCCAAGAUCUCGGCUACCGUGGCUGUCGACAAGCUCGCUUCCUCUUCCACGCCGUCCAAGGCUAAGUCCAACGCAGCUGGAUGCAGUUCCUCGCAGCCGAUCGCUAUCGACGACGAUCUCGACGACGGCUCUGUCGCCGACACCGAGCAUGACAAGCCCGCCCCCUCGACACCGAUCGCAUCGCACAAACGCAAGUCAUCGUCUUCAUCCAUCUCCACACCUCUGCCCAGUGCCAAGCGCUCUGCCGCCGCAGCUGAUGCGUCCACCCCCUCCAGCUCCUCCUCGCCCAAGGACAAGCGCAAAGCCAAGGAGCUUGUAGAGCUCUCGCCAGAAAAACAAAAGGAGAAGGUUGAAAAAGAGGCCGCCAAGGCUGAGCGCCUGAAGGCCAAGGAGGCUAAGCGACUCGAGCGCGAGGCCAAGGAGUUGGAGAAGCAGAAGGCCAAGGAGGCCAAGGAGGCUGAACAGAAGAGAGCCGAAGAAAAGAAGAAGCGUCAGGCCAAUUUCUUCACUUCUUUCGUCAAGAAGGCCGCGCCCAAGAGCCCGACCAAAUCGAGCGUCGGUGCUGCCGUGGCUUCGAGUAGCAGUGCCGCUGGAAAGGAUGCUGAAGGGGUUUCGGACUUUCACCGCACUUUCCUGCCCUGCCAGUACAAGGACCUCGCGCCGAUCAACCGCUUUGCGUCCUCUGCUGGUGCUGCCGCCGAAGCCGCCGCCGCCAAAGAACCGCAGAUGGGCCAAGAGGAUCUGACGCGCGAAGAGAUGCUUUCACAAUUCCUCACACGCUCUUCUGUGCUGAAACGGUCGAAAGCCGCGGACGCGCCUCGCCGACGCAAAGGCGUGCACCCACCGGUGUCGGUGCGCGAGAUCAAGCGCAUUGUGACCGAAUCAGACGUCCUCGGUGGCAACGCACAGGAGCAAGCCGAAAAGGCGCUCGACGCACUGCAGGACCGCAACAAGGUGCAGCUCAAGCUGCUGCAGUUCGAGUCGGACCGCCGACCAGGUUGGUACGGCACGUGGACCAAGUCGACCAACCUCAUCGGGCCUCGCUGUCCAUUGGGGCAGGAUCCGGUCUCUUUGGAUUACUCGUACGACUCGGACGCCGACUGGGAGGAGAUGGGCCAGGUCGAGGGCGAAGAUGUGCAGGAUGGCGAGGAGAAGGAAGACGACAGUGUCGCGGAUGAGGAUGAGGAUUCCGAGAUGGAUGAUUGGCUGGUGGAUGAUUUGGAGGUAGAAGAGGAGGAGGAACAGCAGAGGUUGGCUGCGAUGGAGGUGGAUGACGACGACGACGAGGUGGUCGAGGUGAAUGCGAAGGGUCUGCCGGUGCCGCCGCCUGCGCCCUCGCUUGCGGGGACGACCAAUCUGCUGCAUCCGAAGAAGAAGAAGAAGGUCAAGCUGUUGGGUCGACGCUUCGAUGCCAAGCUCGUGCCAUUUUCCACGGGCCCGCACUGGGAGGCCGAGUUUGGCAAGUGCGACUACGAGCUGUUCUCGGCCUAUCGCAUCGAGCUGCUCAACGACGCGUGUUUCGGCCUGAACCCGUUCACGUUCACCUCGUCUGCCGAGGCCGUCGAGAUCUGCACUGCUGCGGCCACCGAUGACGCGCUCGCCGCGGGCGCCGUCGUCGAUACCCCGACCAAAGUGCGCAAAGCCGCGCUGCCCGCCGGCGGCGUGCUCGCCGCACUGUGGGGCGACGCCAACGCGUCAACCCCCGCCGCUGCGUCCCUCGACACCUCGACCGCCACCCCUGCAGCCAAAGAAGUGACGUCAUUCAAGCAUCAGUUGAGGGAGGACGCCAUGCCCGCGCUGCUGAGCGCCAUCGACGGCAGCACAAAGACGCGUGCCGGGCUGGUGGACGACCUCAAGGAGGUGCUCGAUCGGCUGGGCAAGCCGGCGAGCAAGAAUGCGAUCGCCGAGCGCGUCACCGCGUGUGCGAGGAAGGAGAAGAAGCCGAAUGCGCCGUGGGUCGUCAAGGACGAGUGGAGGGGGUUGAUGGGGUGA